Propithecus coquereli (Coquerel's sifaka) is the source of this 2164-nucleotide messenger RNA. RefSeq names its product choline kinase beta (gene CHKB). The coding region runs from base 671 to 1945 and encodes 424 amino acids. The transcript is spliced from 11 exons. Gene Ontology annotation, cellular component: cytoplasm. Gene Ontology annotation, biological process: phosphatidylethanolamine biosynthetic process; CDP-choline pathway. The record is from RefSeq and is a predicted model, not a curated record. Lineage: Eukaryota; Metazoa; Chordata; Mammalia; Primates; Indriidae. Gene Ontology annotation, molecular function: choline kinase activity; ethanolamine kinase activity.
UCUACUCUCUGCGUCUCUCUCACACGCGCACAUGCGCUCUCCUCAGUGUCAUCCACACUCAGGAUCAGCCACACGCGCUCAGUGGCUUUCCGCCUCGCCCACUGGCCCCGGGGGUGGUGCCCGGGAGGGGACACUUCCGUCGGAGCUGCUGCAGCCGCUGCCCGCGCUGCUCCCUCCGUUCCCGGACCCGGGCGAAGGUCGGUCUUCCCUCACCUGCGCCUUUCUGCGACACCUGUCCCGGAGCACUCGGCCCGCUCCACUCCCAAGGACACGCCAGUUAGCGCCGGCGGAAGACUGGCCACCCCGCCCAAGCGAUACGCCGCUCUCUCGACGCUUCUGAUUGGCUCAUCCAUUUCAAACGGCGGCUAAUCAUUCCAGAGGCCCCGCCCACAGGGCGUAUCGGGCACCCAAAGAGACAAGCCAUUGGUUGUUGCUCCUAAUAGGGGUGGGGCACGACGGAGACCGCCCCCACCCCCGCCGCUGAAUUCGGCCUUCGGAAAGAGCCCCCGGAACAGGGUAGCGGACAGAGCCGAACGCCGCCGCGAAGAGCCGAAUAGAGCCGGAGAGACCCGAGUAUAACCGGAGAAGCGCAGACCCGCCGGAAACGGAGCCGAGCCCGUCCGAAGGGAGCGGAGCGCUGCCGGGGGUUGGGCCCCGCCGAACCCGCGCCAUGGCGGCAGAGGGGACUGAUGUGGCCGGAGGCGGGACUGUUGGCGGCUGCCUGGCCAAGGACAACUUGCGGCAGUCUAAGAGCCCGGACGCGGCCCCGAACCGGCGGCGCUUCUCGUCGCUGUCGCGUGACGCCGAGCGCCGAGCCUACCAGUGGUGCCGGGAGUACUUGGGCGGGGCCUGGCGCCGAGUGCAGCCGGAGGAGCUGAGGGUUUACCCCGUGAGCGGAGGCCUCAGUAACCUGCUCUUCCGCUGCUCGCUCCCGGACCACCUGCCCAGCGUUGGCGAGGAGCCUCGGGAGGUGCUGCUGCGGCUGUAUGGGGCCAUCCUGCAGGGCGUGGACUCCCUGGUCCUCGAAAGCGUGAUGUUCGCCAUCCUUGCAGAGCGGUCACUGGGGCCCCAGCUCUAUGGAGUCUUUCCAGAGGGCCGACUGGAACAGUACAUCCCAGUACGCCCCAGCCCUGCCCGCUCCUCCCCAGGCACCUGCCCCAGCCCCUCCCCUCCCCAGUGUCUGCCUUCACGUCCCUCGCCCCAGAGCCGGCCACUGAAAACUCGAGAGCUUCGAGAGCCGGCGUUGUCAGCAGCCAUUGCCACGAAGAUGGCCCAGUUCCAUGGCAUGGAGAUGCCUUUCACCAAGGAGCCCCACUGGCUGUUUGGGACCAUGGAGCGAUACCUAAAGCAGAUCGAGGACCUGCGCCCCAGUGGCCUCCCCCAUAUGAACCUACUGGAGAUGUACAGCCUGAAGGAUGAGAUGGGCAACCUCAGGAAGUUACUAGACGCUACCCCAUCACCAGUGGUCUUCUGCCACAAUGACAUCCAGGAAGGGAACAUCUUGCUGCUCUCAGAGCCAGAAAAUGCUGACAGCCUCAUGCUGGUGGAUUUUGAGUACAGCAGUUACAACUACAGGGGCUUUGACAUCGGGAACCAUUUUUGUGAGUGGGUUUAUGAUUAUACUCAUGAGGAAUGGCCUUUCUACAAAGCAAGGCCCACAGAUUACCCCACUCAAGGACAGCAGCUCCAUUUUAUUCGCCAUUACCUGGCAGAGGUAAAGAAAGGUGAGACCCUCUCCCAAGAGGAGCAGAGAAGACUGGAAGAAGAUUUGCUGGUAGAGGUCAAUAGGUAUGCUCUGGCAUCCCAUUUCUUUUGGGGUCUGUGGUCUAUCCUGCAGGCAUCCAUGUCCACCAUAGAAUUUGGUUACAUGGAGUAUGCCCAGUCUCGGUUCCAGUUCUACUUCCAGCAGAAGAGGCAGCUGACCAGCUUCCAUCCCUCAUCCUGACUCUCCACCCUCCUAGUCCUUGGAUUUCUCCUAGAGCCUCCAGGGCAGGACCUUGGAGGGAAGGGCUAAGAGCAGAAGGCCCUGGGGACCGGGCUGAGGCCCAAGUGAGACUGGGGUUGAGGAGGCUGACCUCUCCCCGAGUUUGAGUAGGUCCUGUGGGGGGCAGGGAGCCCCUGUGCUGUGUACCUUAAGACAAUAAAUGUGCUUCUUCCUUCACAC